GAGUGUCCCUGGGCAUGUGUGCAGCGGGCACCGAUGAGCCUGGCCCCGAGGGCCUCACCUCCACCUCCCUGCUUGACCUGCUGCUGCCUACUGGCUUCGAGCCGCUGGACUCAGAGGAGCCUAGUGAGGCCAUGGGCCUGGGCACUGGCCUGGCCCCGGGCUCGGGCUUCCCCAGCGAGGACAGCGAGGAGUCCCGGCUCCUGCAGCCACCGCAGUACUUCUGGGAAGAGGAGGAACUGAACGGCUCCAGUCUGGACCUGGGGCCCACAGCAGACUACGUCUUCCCAGACCUAACUGAGAAGGCAGCGUCCAUGGAAGACAUGGGCCAGGCUCAGGAGCUGCCAAACCUCCCCUCUGCCUUGCCCAAGACGAAUCUCGCUGAGCCACCUUGGCAUAUGCCUCUGGAAGAAGAGGAGGAGGAAGAGGAAGAAGAAGAAGAGGAAGAAGAGAGAGAAAAGGAGGAGGAGGAAGUAGAAGAACUGCUCCCUGUGAGCGUGUCCCCAGAAUCCACAAUGCCAGCUCAGGACUUUUCUCCCAGCAGCAGCAGCCAGAGCCCUGAGGGCACCAGACAUAGGCAGGAGGAUUCUGGGGACCAGGCCACAUCAGGCAUGGAGGUGGAGAGCAGCGUGGAGCCCACCUUGUCAGUGCCCUCAGUCACCCCGAGUACAGUGACCCUGGGAGAUCAGGACUUCACUAACCAGGAGGUGGUGGGCACUGAGCUGUCAGCUGUAGGGCUGGGGGUGGAGCCUGAGGUCCCCCAGGGAGCAAGUGAAGAGGAGGCUACAGUGGGAGCAACCGGCUUGGCUGGCCAGCAAGGGGAGCUGCCGUCCUCCACCUCACUCUCGCAAACUGAGGUUCCAAGUGGGGCUGUGGCCCCCAGUGAGGGUCACCUUGACCCCAGGACCCCAGCCUCUUUCCCAUCUGGACCCCAAGACACAGAGCCAACACCUUUCUCUACUACCUGGGGACAAAAAAGUGUCAGCCAGCAGACCCUAGAAGAGCAAGCAAUAGAAGCUCACUCCAGGACACCCUGGGAUUCUGCUCAGGUUAUCUGUAAGGACUGGAGUAACUUGGCCGGGAAAAGCUACGUCAUCUUAAACAUGACGGAGAAUGUGGACUGUGAGGUGUUCCGGCGGCACCGGGGGCUUCAGCUCCUGGCCCUGGUGGAGGAGGUGCUGCCUCGCCACCGCAGUGGCCGCCGUGGGGACUGGCGCAUCUCCUUGAGCAAGCCCAGCGAGAAGGAGCAGCACCUGCUGAUGACACUGGUGGGCGAACAGGGCGUGGUGCCCACCCAAGAUGUCCUUUCCAUGCUGGGUGACAUGCGCAGGAGCCUGGAGGAGAUUGGCAUCCAAAACUACUCCAGUACCAGCAGCUGUCAGGCGCGGGCCACCCAGGUGCGCAGUGACUACGGGACACUCUUCGUGGUGCUGGUGAUCAUCGGCGUCAUCUGUUUCAUCAUCAUUGUGCUUGGCCUGCUCUACAACUGCUGGCAGCGCCGGCUGCCCAAGCUUAAACACGUGUCACACGGCGAGGAACUGCGCUUCGUGGAGAACGGCUGCCACGACAACCCCACGCUGGACGUGGCCAGCGACAGCCAGUCGGAGAUGCAGGAGAAGCAGCCUAGCCUGAACGGUGGCGGGGCCAUCAACGGCCCGGGGAGCUGGAGCGCGCUCAUGGGCGGCAAGCGCGACCCCGAGGACUCGGACGUGUUCGAGGAGGACACGCACCUGUGAGCGCGGCCCGGCCAGGCCGAGUCGCCUGCAGAGAA
Jaculus jaculus (lesser Egyptian jerboa) is the source of this 1768-nucleotide messenger RNA. RefSeq names its product podocalyxin like 2 (gene Podxl2). Lineage: Eukaryota; Metazoa; Chordata; Mammalia; Rodentia; Dipodidae. The record is from RefSeq and is a predicted model, not a curated record. The transcript has 7 exons. Bases 15 to 1733 code for a protein of 572 amino acids.